This is a messenger RNA of Quercus robur (English oak), 1317 nucleotides long. Its product is annotated as phenylacetaldehyde reductase-like. The coding region runs from base 103 to 1083 and encodes 326 amino acids. The record is from RefSeq and is a predicted model, not a curated record. Lineage: Eukaryota; Viridiplantae; Streptophyta; Magnoliopsida; Fagales; Fagaceae. Gene Ontology annotation, molecular function: oxidoreductase activity, acting on the CH-OH group of donors, NAD or NADP as acceptor. The transcript has 6 exons.
CGUGAGUGACAUUGGUGUUUAAGUUGAGUUGACGCACGCACUCUCUCUCUCUUCCUUCCUACGGCAUAAAAACUAGAAGCGGUCGAGAGAGAGAGAGAGAGAAUGAGUGGAGGUGGAGCAGAGAAGGUAGUGUGUGUAACUGGAGCAUCUGGUUACAUAGCUUCAUGGCUCGUCAAGUUCUUGCUCCAACGUGGUUACACUGUCAAAGCCACAGUUCGUGACCCAAACGAUCCAAGGAAGAUGGAACACUUACUUGCACUUGAUGGAGCUAAGGAAAGACUUCAUUUGUUCAAAGCUGAUUUACUGGAAGAAGGAUCUUUUGAUUCUCUGGUUGAUGGAUGUAAGGGCGUUUUUCAUACAGCCUCUCCCGUUAUUAACUAUUCUGCUGAUCCACAGACAGAAUUAAUUGAACCUGCAUUGAAAGGAACACUUAAUGUCCUUAGAUCAUGUGCCAAAGUUCCAUCUAUUAAAAGAGUGGUUAUAACAUCCUCAAUGGCAGCGGUUGCAUUCAAUGGAAAACCUCUUGCUCCUGAUGUAUUAAUUGAUGAGACUUGGUUUUCAGAUGCUGCUUUCUGUGAGAAAUCAAAGCUUUGGUAUUCACUUUCAAAGACCUUAGCUGAGGCGGCUGCUUGGAAAUUUGCAAAAGAGAAUGCAAUUGACAUGGUCACAGUAAAUCCAGGGUUCGUGAUUGGUCCUCUCUUACAGCCAACUCUUAAUACAAGUGUGGAGCCAAUUCUGAAACUUGUAAAUGGGGCCAAAACUUUUUCAAAUGCAACUUACAGAUGGGCUGAUGUUAGAGAUGUUGCUAAUGCUCAUAUACUAGCCUUUGAGAGCCCAUCAGCUAGUGGAAGAUAUUGUUUAGUUGGAAGAGUUAUGCACUGUUAUGAGGUUGUGAAAAUUUUGCAUGAGCUCUUCCCUGAUCUGAAUCUUCCUGAAAAAUCUGUGGACGACAACCCUUUUGUGCCAACAUACCAGGUGUCCAAGGAGAGAGCAGAAAAUUUGGGUCUUAACUUUACUCCUGUGGAGGUGAGUCUAAAGGAUACUGUUGAAAGCUUGAAGGAGAAGAAGUUAUUAAGUGUUUGAUUCAUCGUAUUUAACAGCAAUUCUGGCAAAUGAUUAUAAAUAAACUUUGCAUAUCCUUAAACUUUUUCAUUUCAAACAAAAGUUCUAGUAGCACUGACUGUCCUUGAGGACUGAAUUUUGUAAGAUUGUAUAAUGAAGGUAUAGAGAAUGUGUGUGACUCUUUGCUCUUCAAGCAUAUCUUAUAAAGUUUCAAGCAGGCUGUAAAUAAAACAUUGAAGUUGCUGCUGUUCGCUA